GCGGUUUCAGGUCCAUUGACUCUAAACUUGAAAAGAGGGUCUAAGCUGGGCGGAUUCACACCAUUCGCACGUUCGGCUGUCGACCAAAGGGGAGGGCGUUGCCGUGAUUUCGUCUUGUACUGGUGGAAAAAUCAUAUUACUGAAACAAUUCUGAACUUGCGAAGAACCAAGGGAGGUUGAUUAGUUCUUUCUCGUAAGAAAGUUAAUAACGGAAAUCUUCCGCCAUGACGUCUUCCACGCAAAUUGCCAUUGUCGUACUUAUCUUAUCUGCCCUUGCGUCAACUGGGUUUUGCCAAGACUGCGAUCCCAAUCCGUGUGCAAACGGUGGCACGUGUCUGGAAGGGCCUUCGGGAUACAUCUGUCAAUGCCCGCUGACCGGGACAACAACGGUCUAUACUGGUCAAAACUGUGACACAACACGCUUUGUGAGUGCUGAAAGUGUGGGAUGCAGCAUGAAUUUUUACAACAGCGAAGGAAAUGUCACAACUCCGAAUUAUCCUGAUCCGUACUCCAGGAACUUGAAUUGCUACUUUCAUAUCAAAGUUGAAACUGCAAGUUCGAUCACGCUCAUAGUAGAGGAAUGCUAUUUAGAGGAUGACAACAAGGACGAGAUCUACAUCGCAGAAGGUCCAAUAGUGGGAACAGAUGCUCCCGACUACGAUGUAUUACUCAAUUCAAACAUCACUGCUAGUAACACAAUCCUGGCAGCCAGGACAUACACAUAUACCGGCUCUCAAGCCACAAUCUACCUCGAUACGGACAAAACCGUCCAUUAUCGUGGUUGCCGAAUUUCUUACAGUGCUGAUACUGACGAAUGUAAUUCUAACCCUUGUCAGAACGGAGGCACUUGUACGGAUGGCGAUAACUCAUACACAUGUGACUGUGUAGCCGGAUAUGAUGGCGAUAAUUGUCAAAAUGAUAUCGAUGAAUGCGCGCCGACGCCUUGUCUGAACGGAGGCACUUGUAUGGAUGGAAUUAACAUGUACACAUGUACUUGUGCCGCUGGAUUCACAGACCCAAACUGUUUCACAAAUAUCGAUGAAUGCGCGCCGACGCCUUGUCUGAACGGAGGCACUUGUAUGGAUGGAAUUAACAUGUACACAUGUACUUGUGCCGCUGGAUUCACAGACCCAAACUGUUUCACAAAUAUCGAUGAAUGCGCGUCGACGCCUUGUCUGAACGGAGGCACUUGUAUGGAUGGAAUUAACAUGUACACAUGUACUUGUGCCGCUGGAUUCACAGACCCAAACUGUUUCACAAAUAUCGAUGAAUGCGCGCCGACGCCAUGUCAGAACGGAGGCAUUUGUACGGAUGGAAUAAACAUGUACACAUGUACUUGUGCCAGUGGAUUCACAGGCCCAAACUGUAUGACAGCAUUGAACGAGUGUUCAAGUAUGCCAUGUCAAAAUGGCGGUACUUGCGUGGAUGGAGACAAUGAAUACGUCUGUACCUGUUCGGGUACAGGGUACACGGGAACGAACUGCGAUAUAAAUAUUGAUGAAUGCGCCUCUAACCCGUGUCUGAAUGGUGGUACAUGUAAUGAUGGAAUCAAUUCUUACACGUGUAACUGUGAGCCUGGAUACACUGGCGUCACUUGCGGAAUCAAUAUCGAUGAAUGCGCGCCGACGCCUUGUCUGAACGGAGGCACUUGUAUGGAUGGAAUUAACAUGUACACAUGUACUUGUGCCGCUGGAUUCACAGACCCAAACUGUUUCACAAAUAUCGAUGAAUGCGCGUCGACGCCUUGUCUGAACGGAGGCACUUGUAUGGAUGGAAUUAACAUGUACACAUGUACUUGUGCCGCUGGAUUCACAGACCCAAACUGUUUCACAAAUAUCGAUGAAUGCGCGCCGACGCCAUGUCAGAACGGAGGCAUUUGUACGGAUGGAAUAAACAUGUACACAUGUACUUGUGCCAGUGGAUUCACAGGCCCAAACUGUAUGACAGCAUUGAACGAGUGUUCAAGUAUGCCAUGUCAAAAUGGCGGUACUUGCGUGGAUGGAGACAAUGAAUACGUCUGUACCUGUUCGGGGACAGGGUACACGGGAACGAACUGCGAUAUAAAUAUCAACGAAUGUGAAAGCUUUCCCUGUCAGAACGGAGGUACUUGCAUGGAUGCAAUCAACAGUUACUCGUGUUCUUGCGUUGCUGGAUACGAGGGUCCUACAUGUGGCAUCAAUAUUGACGAAUGUGCUUCCGGUCCUUGUCAAAAUGGAGGGACUUGUAUUGACCAGAUUAAUAUGUACACAUGCAAUUGUGUGGCAGGAUACACAGACACUAACUGUGGAACGGAUAUCAAUGAGUGCUUGAGCAAUCCGUGCCAAAACGGUGCCACCUGUAACGAUAUGGUCAAUGCCUACUCGUGCAUGUGUCCUGCAGAUUACACUGGCGUGAACUGUCAAGAUAGUCUUGACGCCUGUGCCAGCGAUCCCUGUCUAAACGGAUCGACUUGUACUAACGUAGGGGCAGGCUUCGAAUGCGAUUGUCUACCAGGAUUUUUUGGAACACUAUGUGAUUUGGAUAUCAACGAGUGUGCUACCUUUCCCUGUCAGAAUGGAGGUACCUGUAUCAAUGAAGUAGCGGGACACUCAUGCGUGUGUCAAUAUGGAUACACAGGAGCAUCAUGCGAAGAAUAUACACUGUGCGAUCUUGAGGGGGUAUGGUACAAUAGCCGCAAUGACGAAUUCACCCUUCAAAAGACCACAACAGGUGUCCUCUUUGGAACCUACCGUACACGAAGCCACAUACUUGCUGGAGUGACAGACAAUAGCUUUGCCUUUGGGUAUUCGGUGUUGACUGGGGCUUAUCCCAUUCCGACCUUCGGUCUUACUCUGGUCCGAGACUCUGGCAGAUCCACUACCUGCUGGACUGGACAGUGUCAGGUCUGCGAUGGGCAAGAGAUCCUCUAUUCGACUUGGAUCAACACACAAGCCGUUAGUACAUGCGACGAAAUUAAUCUAGCAACCAGAAUCGGCCAAGAUGAAUGGACUCGCUACCAGCAGCGUCAAGCACCUCAGGCUGCAGCACCCUAGAUAUUGAGAGGGCGCAAAUAAAAAGAAAACUUUCUUUUAUUUAGGCUAGUAUCAUGAGAGGAAAGGGUAAAAGUGAAACGGCAUGUAUCAACUGAAAAUGCUUACAAACAUGAUACUAAAGACAUUUAUAAAUCGACCGGUAUAUGGAUAAUAUUUGAGACUGACGUUAUGAUAUAAAUACUAAGAUUCUAUAUUUUGAUAGUUUUAUAUUACGUACGUAUCGUUAUACAGAGGUGUUUCGUAUUGUAAUUUAAUCUGGUGAUGCUUUUUUUUCAACGGGAAAGGGAAAUUGGUGAGAUCUGUAUUUUGCUUAUUAUCUGUCUAGAGUUAUUGUAUAUAAAUGAACGUUACCACAUAAGAGGACUUGAUUUUUUUUUUCUCUUUCCAAAAUGUUUCAUUACCAAAUAGAUUACUUCACAUCGUAUUUAGAAUAUUAUGAUUUAAGGGAGAUUGUUAUUUUGGAAAAGUAGCCACUUCUUGGCAACGCUUCCGUGCAUUUAACUUCAAAGCAAUUGUAUGUCUCGUGUAAGUCUUUCGAAAUCUCGCAUAUUGUAAUAGUUGUCACUCUCACCAUGUAACUUCCUAGAUUUUAACAGGUUAUUAGUGUAUAUCUAUGUGUGCUUACGAUAUUGUGAAAUGGUAUGCAUACUUUUAGAAAUUAGAUAAUAGAUAAAAAAAGUGAGGAUAUUUAUCUCAUACGAUUAUAAUCAAUGAAUUACAUGUACCAUUAUGAUAAUAAUUUUCAAUGCAACAUGUGUGACCAUAAUGAACAAGAAUCUUGCUAGCAUUAAUAGAUCAUGGAUCUAAUACAACUACUGCAAGCCCGGAGGGGGGGGGUGUCAAAUAUAUUACUGUACAAAACGUGUGUGGUGUUUUCAAGUUUUGGACGCGGGCCACGCGUGCACUCGUUAAUGGUAUCAAAAACACCGAUUUUUUUUUAAAUUUGUGGUUUUGAAAGACUUAAUAUAGUGACUGUAUGAAUAAUGUGCUUCGCACUGUUUUUAGAAAAAAAAACAAUAAUUUCACAGCGUGGACACCCGAUGGUGUGUUCAUACAGACGACGAUUUGAAAAUGUGGCUCACACUGGUAAGUUGCUCAAAUCUAACAGUGUGAAUGUGAUUUCAUUGACUUUAGUUCAUGAAUAGAUAUUGUGUUGUAAGAAUGUACAUUUAAGGAAGCAUUGACUUCAUAUAAGUAUAUGUCUAUCCUGCAUUAUCUGUAAUUUAGAAUGUAAAAUAAAAAAGUAGCCUACAUUUUAGAUUUUCAAUUUUAAUGUGAUAUAUUGUUAUAGGGAAUCUUAUAACAGUGGUAUACAAGCCGA
This is a messenger RNA of Lytechinus variegatus (green sea urchin), 4353 nucleotides long. Its product is annotated as fibropellin-1-like. The record is from RefSeq and is a predicted model, not a curated record. NCBI's taxonomy places the organism in Eukaryota, Metazoa, Echinodermata, Echinoidea, Temnopleuroida, Toxopneustidae. Gene Ontology annotation, molecular function: biotin binding; calcium ion binding; Notch binding. The coding region runs from base 225 to 3032 and encodes 935 amino acids. Gene Ontology annotation, biological process: Notch signaling pathway. The transcript has 22 exons.